Clunio marinus is the source of this 1218-nucleotide messenger RNA. NCBI's taxonomy places the organism in Eukaryota, Metazoa, Arthropoda, Insecta, Diptera, Chironomidae. The record is from the annotation of a GenBank genome assembly.
AUGCAACUAGAAAGUGUUUUACCGGAAGAAAUUCUUCUCGAAAUAUUCAGUGAAACUGAGUCAAAUGAUUUAAAAAAGUUUCUCGAGAUAAGUAACGAGUGGCGAAACCUGUUGAUACAAAAUGUGAGAGUUAUGAGAAAAUUGCCGUUGAUGAUGAUGAAUGAAACGUGGAAGGAAAAACUAAAUUUCGUGGAAAGUUAUGGAAAAUACAUUCGAGUGAUCGAAUUCGUUGAAACAAACUUCGCAUCGUUAGAUGAUGUAGCGAAAAUUUUACAAUGCACACCAAAUGUGGAAAAACUUUCCUUCAUUCGGGUGACGAAUGCUGAAAGUCAGGAAAAUUCCGAUCAACGAGAAAAUGAUGAAGAAGAAGAAGAAAUAAUUAAAAAUCAGGAAAUUGUGUCGGAGAAAAUUGUUUUGAAACGAUUAAGAAAAAUUGAAGUUAUAGAUGAUCAAAGUGCAAACACACUGAAUUUUAUUGCGACGCAACUCGAAUGUGGAAUCUCAAGUUUAAAGUGCACUGUGAACGACGACAAUGAGCUGAAGAUUCUCGAAAAAAUUUUACAGAAAAGUCAUCGAUUAAAGGUUUUGGAAUUAACAUCACAAGUUGACAAUGGAUUCACUCCACCGAUUGAAUUGUCAUCGGAGUUUGAUUUUCAAUUAGAAAAGCUUUCAAUUAAGACGCCCAUCAUGAAGCAUAAUCAACAACUGAUCAAGUUCAUGACAACGCAAAAAUAUUUGAAGGAAAUCGAAAUCAUUUCAAAUCACGUCGAUUUUGUCUACCACCAAAUGAUUUUCACGCAAUUUCCUUUUGCGAAAUCACUUUCGUUCAACAUUGAUAAUCUCGCAUCAACUGAUUGUCUUGUGAAACUACGAAAAGUUCUACCGAAUAAAAAUCUUAAAAGUCUAAAUUUAAGCGGUAAAAAUUUCCAUUUGAACAUUUUCGAUGAAAUUCUUCGAAUCGCUCCAAAAACCAGCAAACUGCAUGUGGAAAAUUUUACACAUUUUAUCAGCGAUCGAAUGCAAACUCUGCCAUUGACGUAUUUGGAAGUCGGUUCUGGCCAUUUUGAGUAUUUAAUAACAAAGAAAGAAAUCGAAAUUAAAUUAAUUAACGUCAUUCCAAUACAUUCUCGACAAAUCUACGAAAGAAACCUUCAAAACUUUUGCGAUCUUACUCAAUUCUGCGAUAAGAACAAGGACAUUGAUGUCUGUGAAUAUUAA